CUGGGAGCCCUGCCCAGGUGUGUCUGACAUGUUGCCUAAGGCCCAGAGCUCUGCCAGACCAGCCCCAGGUCAGUGUCCUGGGGCCCUAGGGUGUGGACGGUGCUUCCAGGCAGUGCUGGCAGACAUUAGGGCUGCCUGGGGAGCCUAGCAGAGCCCUGCCUCUCCUGCAGCCCAGGGUGGCCGGGAGUGGUGGUCACUCCUAUCCCGCCUGUGGAGUGACCAUCCCAGAGCCUCCCUCAGGCGCAAGCACGGGCUCUGGGGAGGCAGCGGGGCCAGGCCCCACCCACCUGUUUCCUCUGAGCCUUCCUGAGUGCUAUUUUGGGCUCUCACGACAGUAACUGAUGGCUGGUGGAAAGGCAUAAAAGCAGCCUCCAGGCCUUGAGGCUCACUAGACAGCUCCAUCCAGUAGGCGGUGACCCACCGUCCUCACGGCAUCCUCACUCAAUGUGGGCACCAGGCUCUGGUUGCGGGAGCCCGUUCCUCUGCCCUGAGCUUCCCGGGGACUGACCUUGCUUGUCCAGCAGCCCUGCUACCCCCAGGCCCUCUCAGCUACAGGUAGCUGCUUCCUGGCAUCCAGAAGCCAUGAGGUCCCGGCUGCUGCUUUCAGAGGCCCACCUGCCCACAAUUCGGGAGACCUCGGAGGAGAUGCUGCCUGUGGGGACUGGGCAGGAACCCCCGGCCUCCCCCAGCCUGGAUGACUACGUCAGGUCCAUCUGUCAGCUGGCACAGUCCACCUCAGUGCUGGGUGUGCCCACAGCCAGGGGCCCAUGCAGGUCCCUAGAGGACAUCACCACCUACCUCAGGGGCCAGCAGCCUGCACUGCAUGGGGCUGGUACUUCUGACCCCCUGCACUGCCUGUUCGGGGAGUCCCAGGGAAGGUGGCCAAGUAGGAGGGAACUGCCCAGGACGACUGGCCCCUCUGCUGAGUCCAGGGGCCCAUGUGGACAGAUGGACAGUAGCAAGGCUGGGGAGGCCUCCAGAGGGAGGCUCUGUGAUGCCAGAUCAUCCAGGCACUUUCUGGCAAGACCAUCGAGGGAAUGGCACCAGGGCUCCCUGACUCCCAGGCAGACUGGCCGGGCUGCAGUCUCCCCCACAAGGUCCUGCCCCAGCAGCAUCCUCAGAACUCUCUACCUGCACCUCCCAGUGAUCCAUGAACUCUGACACCUCCCCAGUAGAGCAUGCUGCUCUGGUGCUGCCCCGCAGGUCUCCGGUUCAUGGCAGCAGCCUGCCUCCACAGCGAUCCCAUGUGCACUGCUCCCUACAGGCUGACCGUCUUGGCGAGCUGCAUAAUGCCUCUAUCCCCGGUGUUUUCAUGAGUCAGGGGUUCUGACUUCUAGGCUGUUCUGACAAAUAACUGGGAUAAAAUCCACAUA
Manis pentadactyla (Chinese pangolin) is the source of this 1373-nucleotide messenger RNA. It is a transcript of the gene DEPP1, whose product is annotated as DEPP autophagy regulator 1. The coding region runs from base 583 to 1161 and encodes 192 amino acids. Gene Ontology annotation, biological process: regulation of autophagy. The transcript has 2 exons. The record is from RefSeq and is a predicted model, not a curated record. Gene Ontology annotation, cellular component: mitochondrion. Lineage: Eukaryota; Metazoa; Chordata; Mammalia; Pholidota; Manidae.